Messenger RNA from Leptidea sinapis, 1145 nucleotides. RefSeq lists its product as uncharacterized. The transcript has 3 exons. The record is from RefSeq and is a predicted model, not a curated record. NCBI's taxonomy places the organism in Eukaryota, Metazoa, Arthropoda, Insecta, Lepidoptera, Pieridae. Bases 50 to 943 code for a protein of 297 amino acids.
UUUCGUGAGUGCAUUUAGUGAUUCAAGGAGAUAUAUCAGAUUCGUUAAGAUGUGGAAUAUCUUUUCUACCGUGCUCUUCAUAUCAUGUGUCUCCGCCAGCCCUGUAAUGACACGACAAGGCCUACUGCUACAAGCCAACAAAAUGAACAUCUGUUCCAAACUACUGCACUUUAACAACUAUUAUUACUUCCUGGAAGAACGCAGAAACAUAACAGGUACGCCAGCUGAUCUGAGCAUCCAUUGGAAGACUGGAAACAUAUAUUUCACACACAUAAGCGACGAAAUGAAGAUGAAGCUGCAAGUAAUAAGACCAAGUGGCGAAAUUGAGCCAAUUAAAGUGGCCGGGUUAGGACAAUCAACUUGUGUAGAUAACCUUAACGAUAUUGUAUACCUUGCAACUGAUAAUGGUGUAUAUAAAUACAAGGAUGAUGGAAAUGUUGAAAGUUAUACAGCUUUAGGCGAAGAUGUGAUGUAUAUAGCAGUAUCCAAUGACGGAGAUACCAUGUAUAUUGCCACUUGGCCUCAAAACCGAGUGCAGAAAAUUACAAAUGGUGGACAAAGGCAGGAGACUUUCUCAACGAUACCGAAUGGACACGGCUUGACAAUAGACACAAGAAAUAAUAUGUAUUUUGUGGCAACAAAAACUUCAUACAUUCUCAAAAAUGGCCAAGACGUGCCUAUUAAAAUCAAAGGCCUCCCGAACGAUAAAAUGACUGGUGUCUUCGUAGCUCGAUCGGAUGAUAUUUUUGCCAUGGAUGAAAACAGCAAUUUUUAUUUGAUCGACCCUGAGAAUGCCCUCGCUAAGCUUUUGGGUAGUUUUAACAUUAGUGGUGUCAAUACGUUUGGCUUGGAUUCCGCUGACAAUGUGUAUAUUGGAAUCAAAGGCGCCAUUUUGAAGUUCGUCGCUUAUGAGAAAAGUCCCUGCGCUAAUUUUUUUAAGUAAAUAUUAUGUGUGAAUGGUUUACUAACAAUAAUAAAGGAAAGCGACACGACCAUCGACGAAAGAAUAAGCCAAAAACUACAACUACAACGCCUUCGACUGAUUCAGCCUACGAAGAUGAAUAGAUUAUUUAAAAAUGCAACCAAUUAUUAUUGUUUUACUCUACCAAUGUUAAAGUUACUCAUUACAUUUGUUGUUAAAACAU